AUGUUAAUCUCCCUUCGUUCAGCAUUGAAAUGCCUAAUAUAUAAAAGAUCCAUUACUACAACUACUAGACUAUGCAGCAGCAACAACUACAACUCAUUUAUAUCGAGAUCAAUAUCAUUUAAAGAGUCAAAUUCAUCAAGACAAAAUGCAUCAUCAUCUAAUCGAGUUCAGGAACAGAAAAACCACGGAAAUCACAGUACCCAUCGCCACCGUCAUUCACCGAGGAUAGUACGUCAUCAUAACGGACGUCGUGAAGGUAAUUUCCAAACACGAGCCAAUGCAAAUGGUAGAGAUGACUCUUCGAAUCGAUUCAAUUUGCAAAAAAUCCUCGAUACGGGAUCUGAAUCAGCUCAAAAUGCAUUAAAAUCCAUCCUAUCUCGAAUUCAUCAUUUACAACCAUUGAAUCAACAGGUCCAAUACGUAUCUCCAACUCAGGGCCUCAUCACUUGUUCAAUUCAACAAGUUCUUGAAGAUUUAGAUUUGAGUACUCAAGGACUUCAAUUAAUUGAAAGAGAAGUCACCACCACUACCACCACCUCCACCACCAACAACAACAACAAUAAAAACAAUGCAGACACAUCUCCUAGUGUUAUUCCAUUGAUUAAGAAGAUCAAAAUUCAAGAAAUGCUCAAGGCUUAUAAUGAUGAGCUAGCAGAAGCUAAAGAACUCGAACUCCUAACUAUGGGCUCUAAAAAAACCAUCAAAGCAUUGGAUAACAAAUUACGUGCCAAACAGAAGAAAUCAAGCGAGAAACAAAUCAUGAUUAAAUGGUCAAUCAGCUUGAAUGAUUUAACAAAUCAAAAACAAGUUGAAAUUGAUAAUCGAUUGAAAAAAGAGAAAAGUAAGAUUGCAAUUUAUUUAAUUCAUAAUAAGAAAUCACCCAAUUUGAAAAUCACUGAUAUCUUUAGAAACAGCAACAAUAGUGGGUCCAAUGAAUCUGAUGUGGAUGAAAUGAUGGAUAUUGAAUUAAAAAAGAGAAAUAAAGUGAAGCAGACAUUGGAAGGAAUUUUAAAUUCUUUGGAAUGUAAAUGGACGAUGGAAGGUGACGUUGAAAGCAAAGUCGUCUACUCCAUAACUCCAACUGCAUCCACUACUACUGCCGUGGUUAAUGAGAAAGGGAAACUGGUUGAAGUAAAUCAACAACUGGAGAAGAAUAAAAAGAAGCAAAAAGCUAAAAGUGCCCAUGACAAACAAGAAAAGUCUAAAGUUGAUGAAGAGGAUCUUGACGCUUUAUACCUGUUUAAAAUUGAAGAUUAA
Messenger RNA from Lodderomyces orthopsilosis Co 90-125, 1257 nucleotides. RefSeq lists its product as uncharacterized. The record is from RefSeq and is a predicted model, not a curated record. The transcript has a single exon. Lineage: Eukaryota; Fungi; Ascomycota; Pichiomycetes; Serinales; Debaryomycetaceae. The coding region runs from base 1 to 1257 and encodes 418 amino acids.